AUGGCGUCCAAUGGCUACUUCUCCAACCACUCUCAACAGGCUCGCGGCGCGUCUACCGUCGUCACGCCGGGGAGCGGUAGCCAGACGACCACCCUGAUUUCUCCUAUGGGGAUCGGACGGGGAAAGAUGGUACCUGCGCUUGCCAGUGUCGCGCGUCGGUCGGGCAGACUGUCGCUCUCCCUCGCUACCGACAAGUUCCCUGCAGACAAGCCCAGUACAACCAUUUCUACAGCGCCUUUGGGAGACAAGACGCCCCAUCCUCUUCGCAGCACCUGGGUUUUCUGGUUCCACCACCGCCCUCCCGGAAAUAAGGUGACGAACUACGAGGACGGAAUCCGCAAGAUUGCUAGCUUUGGUUCAGUUGAAUCAUUCUGGUCGAUCUGGACCCACCUGCAACUUCCAUCACGUCUGACUCCCACAACCGAUUACCUACUCUUCCAUUCCGGUGUCAAGCGCCCAGUCUGGGAAGACCCGUUGAAUAUCACGGGAGGAAAAUGGAUCAUCCGCUUGCGCAAGGGGUUCGCCGAUCGGAUGUGGGAAGAUCUCGUCAUUGCGGUCAUUGGAGAUCAGUUUGAUGACGAGGUCUGCGGAUGCGUGCUCAGCGUGAGGACGGGCGAGGAUAUUAUGAGUGUCUGGACAAGGGAUGGGAAUGACCAGCGCGCGAUUGAUGGGAUCAAAGCUACGAUCAUGAAGGUGCUUAAUCUUCCUGCCUCUACUAUUAUGGAAUACAAAUCAAAUAAUGACUCUCUCCAUGAUCGCGGCAACUUCCGCCAUCACCUGAGCACCCACCAACAUCAUAUUCACCACGACCGCACGUAG
Dacryopinax primogenitus is the source of this 819-nucleotide messenger RNA. RefSeq names its product IF4E-domain-containing protein. Gene Ontology annotation, molecular function: RNA 7-methylguanosine cap binding; translation initiation factor activity. Bases 1 to 819 code for a protein of 272 amino acids. Gene Ontology annotation, biological process: translational initiation. The transcript has 5 exons. Lineage: Eukaryota; Fungi; Basidiomycota; Dacrymycetes; Dacrymycetales; Dacrymycetaceae. Gene Ontology annotation, cellular component: eukaryotic translation initiation factor 4F complex. The record is from RefSeq and is a predicted model, not a curated record.